AUGCAACAUAUUCAAUCUGCCAUUCGCUCAGCUGGACAGACCUUGACAGUCGACGAAGUACAGAUGCAAUACCACAUCUCCGCCGCAACUGUUCUCGCCUCCCGCCACAUCAGAGGCAACCCCGGCUCAGUAUGGGUCUUGCGCGUCGACGUGGAAGCGCUGGCCCUACAACUCUACCGUACUCGAGAGUUCCACAAUGCCCGCAAGGAGCAGUUUGGCAAACCGUGCUCCAUCUGUGCUAUCACUAGGUUCAGACCGGAGCACCAUAUCGGCAAGCCGCGGCCAACACAAAAGACGGCUGUUCGCUUGAUCGCGAAGAAGCGGUCCACGAGACGUUCAACGCGAUCUUCAUGA
Molecule: messenger RNA, 354 nt
Organism: Alternaria ventricosa
Lineage: Eukaryota; Fungi; Ascomycota; Dothideomycetes; Pleosporales; Pleosporaceae
Exons: 3
Coding region: 1-354 (117 amino acids)
Source: RefSeq, a predicted model, not a curated record